CUUUCCUCGAUAUUAAUUGAAUCAUCCAAACAAAGCAGCGACGUUAAUUUGGAGAUAAUAAGUGGAUUCUGUAUUCUUGUUAACGCCACUCAAGAGCUGGAAAUGAUGUGCAUCUGCAACAUACGCUGCUGCUUCUUCUCCAGCUUGGUAUUCUUCUCCCUCGUUUACUACUACAACGAUGUGAUGGUGGACUACCUGAUCUUCGAGGAGCACCACCUGGGCGAGAGCUACUUCGUGAACACCAGGGGCUGUCGCAUGCUGACCAUGGUUCCCGACGACCGCGACGUGAUGUUCCUGUGGCGCGGCCUGCAGAGGGAAUACUGUGCCAGCGACCUGGACCUCACGUCCUUCAGCAACUGGGACUUCAACUACCUGCGGACGGAGGUGAACAUGGAGUUCAUAGAGCCGCGGUACGGAGUGCAGAGCUUGGAGGGCUUCAAGUGCCAGUAUCACGUUGUGGAGCGGAGCACGGACUUCGACAACCGAUUCUUGUACAGCCGGGAGUUUCCCCUUCUGGUGGAUGGCAACAACACGAUCGAGCCAAAUGCGGAUAUCAUAAGAGCCGAGUGCUUCCUUAACCAAACGCGCAUCUACAACGGAGUCCACUUCUACGUGCGACCACCUGACGAGUGGCAGCGCCACAUCCAAGGCCUUCCACCCCUGAAGUCCGCCUUCGAUCCCGGCAGUCUGUCUGUGCUGAUCGUGGGCCUGGACUCCAUCUCGCAGAUGCACUUCUCGAGGAGCAUGGCGCGCGUGGCCAACUUCCUGCUCUCCCUGCCGCACGUGGAGCUCAAGGGCUUCAACCGGCUGGGGAACAACACCUUCGACAGCCUGAUGCCCCUGCUGAGCGGACUGAGUGGUUCGGAGAUGAGGGAGCUCACCUCGGAUCUCAAGACCCUGGACAGCUGCCCCUUUAUCUGGAAGCUGUUCCGACAGGCCGGCUACGAAACUGCUCUGGGUGAGGACAACAUCGAUAAGACUUUGUUCGCCCAGGGAUUCAAGCACCCUCCCACGGACUUCUACCUCCGACCCGCGCUGCUCGAGAUGUGGCUGAAGACGAGGACGGACCAGCUGUUCGGCACGCACUGCAACGAGAAGGACAACUACGCCAUGGUGCUGCGGGAGUUCCUCUUCAAGCUGCUGCCCCACCACAGCGAGCACAGGUUCUUCACGUUCCUCUGGUGGACGCAGGGCAUCGACCACAUGUUCAACUACGGCCGGAAGCUGGACAAGCCGUUCCUCAAGAUGUUCCAGAUGCUGGCCCAGAGCGGCCUGCUGAAGAACACAGUGCUGCUGGUGGUUUCCAAUCACGGGUUGAACAAGGGUCGCUUCUUUGACACCGUGCAGGGAAAGGUGGAGGAGGGCCUGCCGCUGGCCGUGCUCUGCUACCCCAGGUGGCUGGAGGAGCGGUAUCCCCAGGCGAUUGACAACCUUAAGACCAACAACCAUCGACUGACAACGGCCUUUGAUCUGUACGCCACCUUGUUGGACCUGCGGAACCUGACUUCCCUGGAGGAAGAGCCUCUUCAGAAGCGCACGUCUGAGAUGCAGAAUCUUCCACGGGGAAUCAGUUUGUUCCUUCCCAUUCCGGAGAGCAGGAACUGCUCCUUGGCCUCCAUUCCCACGGAGUUCUGCCUGUGUCAGCAGCACGGAAACGCCUCCACUUCGGAUGGAUAUGUUCUGCGCGCUGCCCGCCUCAUUAUUAGGAACAUCAACAAGAUCCUCUGGACAACCACUCCGCCCUGCGCGACUUUGUUCCUGGAUCGAGUGCUCUCUGCCGACAAGUGGCGACGCACGGCGGAUGAGCACCAGUUGGAGUUCAAGGUGAAGCUGCUGGCAACUCCAGGAGCGGGACAGUUCGAAGCUGUCGUGAGAUACACGGGCUAUAAACUAGCAAUCGAUGGACCCAUAAGAAGAGUAAACGAUUACGGAAACGAUUCCUACUGCAUUCAGAACUACCUGAUCGAAAAGUUUUGCUUUUGUGUCUGAAGUACAUUUUAUAGGUAUAUAAGUAUUUUUUACGUAUUAUUGCAAUACCAUUUUGUUAAUGCUGUUUAAAUUAUUACAUACUAGUUAGAUAUUUAUUAUAAUUAAUUCAAAAGUC
This is a messenger RNA of Drosophila ficusphila, 2104 nucleotides long. RefSeq lists its product as uncharacterized. The record is from RefSeq and is a predicted model, not a curated record. The transcript has a single exon. Lineage: Eukaryota; Metazoa; Arthropoda; Insecta; Diptera; Drosophilidae. Bases 103 to 1989 code for a protein of 628 amino acids.